AUCAUUAACUGCCAUCCGCAGCUGCGUAGCACAGAAACUUCCGCGCUCCCUCUUCUUCUUCUUCUUUUAUGUAUCUCUGCAACUUGAAAAUUACUCAUUUUCUGUUCCAAUCAUAACGUGGCCAUUGACCGCCAUCGCUUUCGUUUCAUACUGUGCCAAUGCCGACCCGCUUCCAAAAUCCAUAUGGUAUGGAUAUAUAUGGACCAUCCUCCCUGCGCUUAUAGCACAAACCACCCGAACUCUUUCGCUUCUACAGAAGGAAAUUUAUAUUCCUAAUUCUGAAAUCUCUCUCCGUCGUCACCUUCUUCGCUUUCAGUUCAUUCCCCACUAACCCUAAAAAGGAGGGGAGGAAAAGAAAGCCUCCGAAUUUUCUCGGCGAUUCUUGAUCUCAUCAAUUCUUUUUCUGGGAAAAGUCUUGUCGUUCCCCGGAUUCCUACUGAUAUAGAACCGGGUCAAAUGAUCCUUUCUUUCUGUUUCUUUGGUUUAGUGUAUUAGUUCGAACUCUCUUUUUCUGGGUUCGAUUGUAUUUUGCAGUUCAAUCCGUUCGUCAUUCUUUCUGCUCCAGAGAUUUUGUAUUUUCGAUUUUAAAGAUGAGAAGCGAAGGAGCUUUUUACUAUUCAUCGGACAACAACAAUAAUUCGGAUACGGACAGCACCGGCAGCGACGGCCGUGCAGCCUUCAGUGGGCCGCUCGGAUCAACCCUUCACAGCUCCAAGCGAUCCUCGAGAAAGAGCGCGAGGUUCAACAUCCCUCUUGAGACAGCGGGGCUCCGAAGCGGGAGCGACGCCUCGAAAGCCGAGGACGAUGACGGCGAGCCAUAUGUCGAGAUCACCCUCGACAUACGGGACGAUGGCGUUGCCGUCCACAGCGUGCAGACCGCUGGCGGGGCAACCGACCUCGAGGACCCCGAGCUGGCGCUACUCGCGAGGAGGACGUUCGAGACCCGGAGGUCGUCGUCAUUUGGGUCGUCAGUCCUCCGGAGUGCCUCGUCCCGUUUCCGGCAGGUCUCGCAGGAGCUGAAGCGCAUCACCUCGCUCUCGCGGCGGCCAACGACACCAGCAAGGCGCUUCGACCGGACGAGGUCGGCGGCGGCAACCGCGCUCAAGGGCCUCAAGUUCAUCACCGCCAAGACGGGCGGCGCCGCUGCCGGGGGCGGGGCACCCGGGUGGCUAUCAGUCGAGAAGCGAUUCGACCAGUUGACCGCUUCGUCGGCCGGCCUCCUGCAUAAUUCCCAGUUCUGUGAAUGCAUAGGAAUGAACAAAGAGUCAAAGGACUUUGCGAACGAGCUGUUUCGGGCGCUUGCACAGAGGCGCAACAUAGAUGGCGACACCAUCAACAAGGAUCAGCUCAGGGAGUUUUGGGAACAGAUCAGCGACGAGAGCUUCGACUCGAGGCUACAAACUUUCUUCGACAUGGUGGACAAAGAUGCCGAUGGGAGAAUCACCGAGGAAGAAGUCAGAGAGAUCAUCAGCCUCAGCGCAUCAGCGAAUAAGCUAUCAAAUAUCCAGAAACAAGCUCAGGAAUAUGCAGCUCUCAUCAUGGAGGAGUUGGACCCGGAGAAUAAGGGAUACAUCAUGGUUUACAACCUGGAAACACUGCUCUUGCAAGCUCCGAAUCAGUCCGUGAGGGUCGGAGACAGCAAAGUCCUGAGCCAGCUUUUGAGCCAGAAGCUCAAACCGACCAUCGACGAUAGCCCGCUCCACCGAUGGGGCGAGAGGGCCAAGUACUUCCUGAUGGACAACUGGAAGAGGCUGUGGGUGAUGGUGCUAUGGAUCGCGAUCAUGUCGGGCCUCUUCACCUACAAGUUCAUCCAAUACCGGAACAGGGCGGCCUUCGGCGUGAUGGGCUACUGCGUCUGCGUCGCGAAGGGUGGCGCCGAGACGGUCAAGUUCAACAUGGCACUCAUCCUGUUGCCCGUCUGUCGAAACACCAUCACGUGGCUCAGGAACAAGACCCGGUUGGGUGCUGCGGUCCCCUUCGACGACAACCUUAACUUUCACAAGGUGAUCGCGGCAGGGAUAGCUGUCGGGGUUGGCUUGCACGCAAUCUCUCACUUGACGUGUGACUUCCCGAGGAUCCUGCAUGCGAGCCCCGAGGUGUACGCGCCCAUGAAGCCCUACUUCGGCGAGGAGCAGCCCCCGAACUACUGGUGGUUUGUGAAGGGAGUGGAGGGCGUGACGGGGAUCAUCAUGGUGCUCCUGAUGGCAAUCGCCUUCACGUUGGCCAUGCCUUGGUUCAGGCGGAACAAGAUCGACGUGCCCGGGCCCUUGAAGAAGCUCACGGGCUUCAACGCCUUCUGGUACUCGCACCACCUCUUCGUCGUGGUCUACACGCUGCUCGUCGUCCAUGGGAUCAAGCUCUACCUCGUCCACAAAUGGUACAAGAAAACGACAUGGAUGUACUUGGCAGUGCCGGUGACCCUCUAUGCAUGUGAAAGGUUGAUCCGGGCUUUCAGGUCCAGUAUCAAGCCGGUCAAGAUUCUCAAGGUGGCGGUUUAUCCAGGGAAUGUACUGGCACUGCACAUGUCGAAGCCCCAUGGCUUCAAGUACAGAAGUGGGCAGUACAUGUUCGUGAACUGCUCAGCUGUUUCUCCCUUUGAAUGGCACCCAUUCUCGAUCACUUCUUCACCGGGAGAUGACUACCUCAGCGUUCACAUUCGGACAUUGGGAGAUUGGACAAGGCAACUGAAAACCGUGUUCUCGGAGGUGUGCCAACCUCCACCCGUUGGGAAGAGCGGAUUGCUGAGAGCUGAUUGCGUUCCAGGAGGAAGCAUCCCCUGCUUCCCAAAGAUAUUGAUAGACGGUCCAUAUGGAGCACCCGCACAAGACUACCAAAAGUAUGAGGUGGUGCUACUGGUGGGGCUAGGGAUUGGGGCCACGCCCAUGGUGAGCAUCGUGAAGGACAUCAUCAACAACAUCAAAAUCAAAGAAAAUGAGCAAGACCACUUCAAUUCGUUGGAAAGUGGUAGACCCAUCUCGCCACUAACCCCGGAUGAUGACAACAGCAACAGCAACCACACCAAUCACGGUCACAAGGUGGGUCACAAGGGGGGCAACCACAGCAGAGGAGGGUUCAGGACCAGGAAGGCCUACUUCUAUUGGGUGACCCGGGAGCAGGGCUCGUUCGAGUGGUUCAAGGGGAUCAUGGACGAGGUGGCCGGGAUGGACGAGCGGCGGGUCAUCGAGCUCCACAACUACUGCACCAGCGUGUACGAGGAGGGCGACGCCCGGUCAGCCCUCAUCGCGAUGCUCCAGAACCUGAACCACGCGAAGCAUGGCGUCGACGUCGUGUCUGGGACCCGAGUCAAGUCCCACUUCGCCAAGCCCAACUGGCGCCAGGUCUACAAGAAGAUCGCGCUGCAACACCCGGAGACAAGAGUUGGAGUCUUCUAUUGUGGGGCACCAGCGUUGACAAAGGACUUGAGGCACUUGGCUCUGGAUUUCUCUCACAAGACCUCCACCAAGUUCGACUUCCAUAAGGAGAACUUUUGAAGAAGCUUGAACAGCUAGAAGCAAAAAGAUGUGGCAUGGGAUAAAAAAUGUAUAAAUAAAGCCGAAGGUGAAUAUUAUAUCGGUUAGUUAUAGUCAAUUUAUUCGUAACGAUGAGUAGAGAACCGGUACUAAUUUGGGAUUAAUUCCAUCCCUGCUUGGGAUUUGAAUGAUGUGCCCUCAUAUUAGAUUUAAGCUGACCCAAACCUAAUUGCAAAUAUAGAGUUAGAUAUAGGGAGUUAUUUCAUUGUGUAACACUGAUCAGAGAUGUAUACCUCAAAUUUAUAAUAUCAUUUGUUAAUCGCAUCACCCUGGAAUUGAUAGGUGGUGAUGUUCCGCA
This is a messenger RNA of Syzygium oleosum, 3828 nucleotides long. Its product is annotated as respiratory burst oxidase homolog protein D. Gene Ontology annotation, cellular component: plasma membrane. Bases 591 to 3491 code for a protein of 966 amino acids. The record is from RefSeq and is a predicted model, not a curated record. The transcript is spliced from 12 exons. Gene Ontology annotation, molecular function: NAD(P)H oxidase H2O2-forming activity; calcium ion binding; peroxidase activity. Lineage: Eukaryota; Viridiplantae; Streptophyta; Magnoliopsida; Myrtales; Myrtaceae.